Molecule: messenger RNA, 2130 nt
Organism: Entamoeba nuttalli P19
Lineage: Eukaryota; Evosea; Mastigamoebida; Endamoebidae
Exons: 1
Coding region: 1-2130 (709 amino acids)
Source: RefSeq, a predicted model, not a curated record
AUGUUAGCAUAUCCAACAUUGAAUGAUCAUGAAAAAACCCAACUUGCAUAUCAUUUAAUUAAUACAGAAAAUAGAAAUGAAUUAAAUUAUGAAGAUUUUAAUUUACUUGUCAAUGCAACAUAUGAAAAAAAUAUCACAAUUUCAGAAUUAAUUCAAGAAUUACAAGUUAUUUUAUUUCCAUCAACAACAAUGCCAUUGAGUUUUGAAGACUUUGAGAAAUAUUCUACAAAACCAAAGAAUUAUAUUGAUGUAAUCAUUGAAGGGUAUUUCUAUCUCUUUCCUGCAUUUUGUUUACCUUGGUUUGUUAAACAGAAAAAGAAUAUACCUAUGCUUAAUGAAGCAUUAAAAAAAGAAAGAGAACAAAGACUUAAUAUUGAAAUGAAAAAGAAAGAAGAAGAAAAUAAAAAACUUGAAGGUGAUGAAGAUGAUGACCCUCUUGAAAGAAAAUUAAAAGAAAUUGAAGAAAGAAAAAAAAAGAAAGUUGUAGAAAAAGAAGAAGAAGCACCAAAUUAUGAAUUUGACAUAAAAAAAGAUCCAUUAUUUGAAAAAGAUAAUAAAGAAUGGUUUGAUAGUGAUGAAGAUGAACAACAAGAAGGAGAAGAUGAAGAGGAAAGAAAAAAGAAAGUAAAUAUUGUUAUAAAUCUAAAAGAAACAAAACCAGAAGAAAAGAAAAAAGUUAAAGCAAUCUCAUUUGCUUUUGGUGCAAAGCCAAAAACGAAAGAUGAAAAGAAAAAAGAAAAAAAAGAAGAAAAUGAAAUAGAAGAAAUUAAAAAAGCCCUUAAAUUAAUGGAAAAUAAUAAAAUUGAUGAUGCAGAAAUAUUACUUAAAAAAUGUGCUCAAAUGGAAUUAAAUAAUAAAUUAACGAAAUUAGUUAAGGCAUAUUUUCUUAUGUGUGAAAUUAUUGAAUUUAAUGAAACAAAAGAAAAUGAAGAAGGUGUUUUAUUAAAUUGUUUUUUAAUGAUUUUACCUGUACUAAAACCACAUAGAAGAUUAGCAAUUGCACUUGCUAUUGAAUAUUUAAAGAAAAUGAAUUGUUGUAUUAGUAAUGUAAAUAAUUUCUUACAAUCUUUUGGAGAGAAUGGAUUAGAAAUAAAACAAAUUGUUAAUAAAUGUUGGAAGUGUGGUAAAGAUAAAAUAGAUUUGAAUAAAUGUAAUUGUGGAGAAACUUUAAAUAUUGUUUGUACUAAACGAGGUAUUCAAAUAGGAGGAAAUAAUGUAUGGAAAUGUGAUAAAUGUGGAUUAUUAAAUGAAGGAAGUCAUUGUGUUCUUUGUAAUAAUGAAAAAAAAGAAAUUACCCCUUCAAUAAAUGGUACUUCAUCAUUUGAACCAUUUGAAGAUUUUGGAUUUAAUACAUCAAAGAGUGAAGAAGUAAAAUUUGAUAAUUUCUUUGGAAAUGAUAUGCCAAAAUUUGAUGACUUUUCAUUUGGAGAAAGUAAGCCUAUAGAAAAUAAAAAAGAAGAGGUUAAUAUAAGUGAGUCAUUCAAUCAUGAAGAGGAGAAAAAUCCUGACAUUAGCCAUGAGAUAGAUAAUAAUCAAAAUAAUAUUAUUAAAGAAGAACAAAAACAAGAUUUCUCUUUUGAUGAUUUCUUUAGUAAAUCAACUGAUUCAAAUACGUUUGGUUCAACUUCAUUUAAUAAUGACUUUUCAUUUAAUAAUGCAUUUGAACAACCAAUUAAAGAAGAACCAAUUAAAGAAGAACCAAUUAAAGAAGAACCAAUAAGGACUGAAGAAGAUAAACCAGAAUUAAUAAGUCCUGAAGAAGGCAAGUCAGACACUGACAAAUUUGAAUUAAAUGAAAAAAAAGAAGAAUAUAUUACACAACAAGAAACAAAACAAGAAAUAAACCAAGAAGAAAAACAAGAAACAAAACAAGACUUUUCAUUUGAUGAUUUCUUUAGUAACAAUAACAACAAUGAAAUGACAUUUGAUUUUGUUAAUAAACCAACUUCUCUAUUUACUAACAAUUUCAUGGUUGACCAAACAGAAGUUGUUCAAGAACCAAAACAAGAAGAAACAAAAACAGUUAUAGAACAAGUUAAAGAAGAUAAUAAGAAUCAAACAGACUUAACUGAAGACAAUGGUUUUGUUAUAGAAGAUGAAGAAUAUGUUUAUCAAAGACCAUCUCAUUAA